This is a messenger RNA of Rhinocladiella mackenziei CBS 650.93, 777 nucleotides long. RefSeq lists its product as uncharacterized. The record is from RefSeq and is a predicted model, not a curated record. NCBI's taxonomy places the organism in Eukaryota, Fungi, Ascomycota, Eurotiomycetes, Chaetothyriales, Herpotrichiellaceae. The transcript is spliced from 2 exons. The coding region runs from base 1 to 777 and encodes 258 amino acids. Gene Ontology annotation, molecular function: oxidoreductase activity.
AUGGCUUCCAUUGCGGGAAAAGUAUAUGCACUGACAGGAGCUGCCUCAGGCCUUGGAUUCUCGACAUGUUGCCGACUCGCGCGAUUAAAGGCGAGGGCCGUUUCGAUUGCCGAUAUCAACCCGAGUCUGUUCGAUGAAGCGAAGAAGAGAUUGUUGGCAAUCAAUCCUGACAUGCGAGUCUCGACGACAAAAGUAGAUGUUUCUUCCAGUCUCGAUGUGAAUGCUUGGAUCAAAGAUACCGUCAAUACAUUUGGUGCGCUGGAUGGAGCGGUGAAUUGUGCAGGAGUCAUCAACCCAGCCACAUCUCAACAAGCACCAUUGUUUCUGAACGAGACGGACGAAAGCUGGAAUCGGGUGGUGGGCAUCAAUCUCUCCGGAAUCUUGUACAGCAUGAGAGCACAAGUGAGGGCCAUGAUGGAAUUACCCAAGACCCCACGAAGCAUCGUCAACAUUGCGAGUGCGGCGAGUUUAUUUCACGAUCCAACGAUUCUCUCAUACUGUGUGACCAAGGCGUCUGUCGCGAGUUUGACGACAACGGUAUCGAAAGACCUGGCCUCCCUUGGUAUAAGAUUGAAUGCUGUUUCUCCCAGUGCCACCAAGACGGGGAUGGCGUUGCAAUGGUACAAAGAUGAAGAGGAAGCGGUGGCAGACAUGGCGAAACGAGGAAUCACAUUGCUGGAACCAGAAUGGGUGUCUGACACCAUCGUAUGGUUGCUCGGCGAGGAAUCGGCAGGAAUCUCUGGUGUGAAUAUCCCGAUAGGCGCAAGUGCUCCGUGA